Cuscuta europaea is the source of this 7608-nucleotide messenger RNA. NCBI's taxonomy places the organism in Eukaryota, Viridiplantae, Streptophyta, Magnoliopsida, Solanales, Convolvulaceae. The record is from the annotation of a GenBank genome assembly.
GUAAAACCAGGUCCCAUCUUGUGCGCCGCACCCCUUCUUCCGCUAAUCAACCCGCGACUCAGCUUCAUCUCCUCGCGAAGCAACAAAUUUCAUCUCCGCGGCUACCAGGCGCCGUAUGGUGACCCGAACGUCUUGGACUUCAGCAUUAUCUCCUGUGUUCGGCGACCCGGCCAUCUUGGACUCCGGUGUCAUCUGCUGUGCUCGGCGAAUUCUUAUAUGAGGUCAGAUUUGUUUCAGGACUCUGCUUCGUUUCUACUUUUUUCACCCCUUUGGAGCUCAGCACUUCAGACAAUCUUCCCAAUUUGGGUGCGUCUUCAAGCCUAAUCCAUACCGAUAAAUCAGGAUAAAAAGGAAAGCGUUUACUCAGCUGUUGCGUACAAUGGGAAGUGAUUUGAAAAAGUGGGUAUCAGAUACUCUCAUAUCGGUUUUGGGUUAUUCCCAAAGCACACUUGUGAAUUAUGUAAUUGGAUAAGCUAAGAAAGCUUCCUCUCCUAACGAGCUUUCUAGCAUGCUCAGUGAUGUGGGAGUACCAUCAAUGAGUCAAAGGAAUUUGCACAAGAAAUUUUUUCUAGAGUUGAGCCACAAGGCAGCAGGACCAAAUCUAUAUCAACAUACAGAAAGGGAGGCCGCGAUGUUUGCAAGGAAGCAAAAGACCUACACAAUAAUAGAGGACGGUGAUGACGAUGUUGAUGUUCGUAGCAAUGCUCAUGUGUCUUCAGAAACUGGGAGGAAGGGCCAUGGAAAGAGAUUUAGAAGGAGGACAGUUUCUGAAGGUGAUGAAGAUGAAGAAGAAAUAAGAGAAGUAGAAGAGGAAAGACAAGUAAGGAGACGAACUUCCAAUGAUGAUGGUCAGGAUAAUGGUGGUGAUAGUGGUUCUGAGUCAGAGGAGGAAAGACUGCGUGAUAAAAAAGAGCGGGAAGAGUUGGAGAGACAUAUCAGAGAAAGAGAUGCUGCAUCAACAAGAAAGUUGACUGAUAAAAAGUUAUCCAGAAAGGAGGAAGAAGAGGCAAUCAGGAGGUCUAAUGCUUCGGAGCUAGAUGAGAUUGGAACUUUGAGGCAAAUCUCAAGGCAAGAGUAUCUUAAGAAAAGAGAGCAAAAGAAAUUAGAUGAACUCAGAGAUGAGAUAGAAGACGAGCAGUACUUAUUUGAUGGGAUGAAGCUAACUAAAGCAGAAUAUAAAGAGAUGAGGUGCAAGAGGGAGUUGUAUGAUCUAAUCAAGAAGCGGACCGAGGAGGAUGAUGGCAAAAAUGAGUAUAGGAUUCCCGAUGCAUAUGAUCUUGAAGGCGGUGUAAAUCAAGAGCAAAGGUUUGCUGUUGCACUGCAACGCUGCAGGGAUCCUGAUGCUAAUGAUAAGAUGAACCCUUUUGCUGAACAAGAAGCUUGGGAGGAUCACCAAAUAGGAAAAGCGACUCUCAAAUUUGGUUCUAAAGACCGCAAGGCAAAAUAUGAUGAUUACCAAUUUGUGUUUGAAGACCAGAUAGAGUUCAUAAAAGCAGCAGUUAUGGAUGGCAUUAAUGUUGAUCAUGAGUCCUCCAUUGAGGAACUAGAAGUUUCUGUUGCUAAAUCAGCAUUUGAGAAACUGCAAGCAGACAGGAAAACUUUGCCUAUCUAUCCUUAUCGUGAUGAGUUGCUGCAAGCUAUCGAUAAGCACCAGGUUCUAGUCAUUGUAGGAGAGACAGGUUCUGGCAAGACUACUCAGAUACCUCAGUACUUGCAUGAGGCAGGGUACACCAAAAGUGGCAAGGUGGGAUGUACGCAACCACGCCGAGUUGCUGUCAUGAGUGUUUCUGCCCGUGUUUCACAAGAAAUGGGAGUCAAACUUGGACAUGAGGUGGGCUACUCAAUCAGGUUUGAAGAUUGUACUUCAGAGGACCGUUCUAAAAUAUAUGACUGAUGGAUUGUUAUUGCGUGAGUUCCUUGGGGAACCUGAUUUGGCAAGUUACAGUGUAAUCAUGGUGGAUGAGGCACAUGAAAGAACAUUAUCAACUGAUAUCCUUUUUGGCUUGGUUAAGGAUAUUGCCUGUUCUCGUCGUGACCUCAAGUUGCUUAUAUCAAGUGCUACCCUUGAUGCCGAGAAGUUCAGUGACUUUUUUGAUUAAGCUCCCAUUUUUAAAAUACCUGGAAGGCGGUUUCCAGUGGGAUAUACAUUAUACUAUAGCACUCGAGGCAGAUUAUUUGGAUGCAGCAAUUGUUACUGCCCUUCAGAUACAUGCGACACAACCGCCUGGUGAUGGUGAUAUAUUAGUUUUUUUAACUGGGCAGGAGGAGAUCGAGACAGCUGAGGAGAUCAUUAAACAUAGGAUCAAGGGCCUGGGAACAAAAAUAGCCGAGCUAAUUAUAUGCCCAAUAUAUGCAAACCUUCCAACAGAACUACAAGCCAAAAUUUUUGAAGCUACUCCUGAAAGGGCACGCAAGGUUGUCCUUGCUACAAAUAUUGCCGAGACUUCACUGACUAUUGAUGGGAUAAAAUACUUGAUUGAUCCUGGAUUUUGUAAGGUGAAGACAUAUAACCCUCGUACCGGCAUGGAAUCAUUACAUAUCUCUCCUAUUUCAAAAGCAUCUGCUAACCAAUGGGCUGGCCGUUCUGGACGAACAGGUCAACAGGGCCUGGGAAGUGUUUCCGGCUGUACACUGCUUAUAACUUUUUAAAUGAUUUGGAGGAUAAUACUGUUCCAGAGAUUCAAAGGACCAACCUGGCUAAUGUUGUGCUUUCUCUUAAGAGUCUGGGCAUUCAUGACGUGCUGAACUUUAAUUUUAUGGAUCCACCACCUAUUGAAGCUCUACUAAAAGCACUGGAAGUGCUCUUUGCUCUAAGUGCUCUUAGUAAGCAUGGUGAACUGACUAAAGUUGGCAGAAGAAUGGCGGAGUUCCCUCUUGACCCCAUGCUCUCCAAGAUGAUUGUUGCUUCUGACAAGUAUAAAUGCUCUGAUGUGAUCAUAAGUAUUGCAGCAAUGCUGUCUAUUGGAAAUUCGAUCUUUUAUCGUCCAAAGGACAAACAAGUGCAUGCUGACAAUGCAAGGUUGAAUUUCCAAAUGGGCAAUGUUGGAGAUCAUGUUGCAUUACUGAAGGUCUACAACUCAUGGAAAGAAACUAACUUUUCAACCCAGUGGUGCUAUGAGAACUACAUUCAGGUCAGAAGCAUGAAAAGAGUUAGAGACAUCAGAGACCAAUUAGAGAGCCUUCUAGAAAGAGUUGAAAUUGAAUUGACUUCAAAUCUCAAUGAUCUAGAUGCUAUAAAGAAGUCCAUUACAUCUGGAUUUUUUCUCCACUCAGCAAGGCUGCAAAAGAAUGGAAGUUAUCACUGUUAAGCUUCCCUUGACUGUUUAUAUCCAUCCCAGUUCAGGUCUAGCACAGGUUCUUCCUAGAUGUGUUGUCUAUCAUGAGAUUGUUCAUACAACCAAAGAGUACAUGCGACAGGUUACUGAAGUAAAGCCUGAAUGGUUGUUAGAAAUAGCUCCUCACUACUAUCAGUUGAAGGACGUUGAAGACCAUGCAUCAAAGAAAAUGCCCAGAGGAGAGGGUCGAACAUCUUAGUCCUGAUUAUGGGUAACCUCUAAAAUACAUUCAUUCAAUGGCCAAUAUAUUCUCUUCUAUGCCAGAGGUGGUGGUAUAUCCAUGAAUGAAAUUGGCCCAGCCAUAUUCUUGAGGCUCCUCAAAAGUCAUGGUUCCGGCCAAAUAGCUGAUGCAGAAUAGGCUAUCUCUUCCUCCAAAUGACAUCACCCAAACACCAGAUUAAGUAGUAAUGUGCUUUAGUUAUGUAAUGCAUGAAUGUAAUUAUUCUAUCUAAAGAGCUCUCCCCAUAAUUUUGUACCUCUCUUUUUAUUCUGUACAUAUAGCUGCUAGUAGUUGAAAGUAAUAUAGGCUCAUCCCAUUCAGGUAUUUCAAAUUCUGAUAUUUAAAUAUUUUUGAACACCUUUUGUAUACUUAGUAUAUGAUCAGAUCGUGUGAAUCCAAAUUAUGUGUGUGUGUGUGUAUAUAGAGAGAGAGGAAUGAUUCUGUCCAGCCGGAGGGACAUAACCCUGUUCGGCCGCUGCCUUUUGGGUUGGUUCCCGGUAGAAUUUUUUGAUAAAAUUUUUUGAGCAUGUUUCUCAUCAAGUCUAGUUUAUCCACAAAACAAUUCAGCUAAAAAUUCGAUCAGAAAGGUAGUCAAAUAAAUUUUUGAAGUUAACUGUGCCAAAUUAUACAUGUAAAACACAAUUAUUUUCAAAAAUUGAUUUGACGGCCUACCCGAUCGAAUUUUUAGCUGAAAGUUUUGGGGAUAAACUAGACUUGAUGAGGAGCAUGCUCAAAAAAUUUCAUCAAAAAAAUUCCACCAGAAACUGCCCCAAACGGCGGCAGCCGGAUAGAGGAUCAUGUCCCUCCGGCUGGACAAGAUCUUUUCUGUACACACACACAUAUAUAAAAAAUUAGGUUUAAAUGAGAAAGUGACCUGAGGGGAGAAAUGAGAAUCAAUCUGGACCAUUAGAUUGUAUUUUGUGAAAUUGAAUGUGCAUCGCGUAAAACUGAAAUGUGCAUUAAGUGAAAUCAAAAUGUGCAACGCAAAAGGUAUGGCACGUUGGCAUUAUGUGACACUAAAAUGUGCAUUAAAUGAAAUUGAAAUGUGCAAAAUAAAAGCUAUGAUGCGGUGGAACUUUUGUGUCUUUUAUUCUGCACAUUUCAAUUUCAUCUAAUGCACAUUUGAGUUCUUUUUGUUCUGCACCUAGCAAUUUCACUUAAUGCACAUUCCAGUAUCACCCAAUGCACAGUUCAAUUUUACAUCAUACAACCCAACAGUCUAGAUUUAUCCUCAUUUCUCUCCUGGGAGUCCUUUUUCACUGGAACCGCUCCCUAUAUAUAUAUAUAUAUAUAUUCAUUCAUCAAUAGGUGAUACCAAUAUUUCAUAUAUUUAGUUGAUACUAACAUGUCAAAAUAUUUAGUGAUAAUAUUUUAUGAUACUGCAGUCUUAAAUCAUUGACACUCUACCUGUGACACUAAAUUUGUUGUCACAAUCUCUGACCUUUUGUGACGUUUACCAUGUACUAGUGUAACUUUAAUUGACAUUAAUUUUGUGUUACUAUAUGUUGUUUUAUUAGUAGUGUUAUUUAUGUGUAUCUCACCAUUAUCUAAGAUCUCAGGAUGUUUUCACUUGGAUUGAAAUUCAUGGUAUAGUUUGAUUUGAUUUGGUCUGUUUACGUUUAGUUUGUUUAAAUCCGGCCCGAUAAAUGUUUUGUGUAUGUGUAUUUUUUUUUUCUGUGGUUUGAGAAUGAAAUAAAUACAAGCGAAAACAUCAUUAUUCUGAAUUUAUUUUAUCAGUUCUAGUCUGUGUUCUAAAAGACAGGAAAAGGUGGGGCUUAGGCACGCCUUGUAGAACACCGAUUCUAGUAUGUUCUUGUUUGGUCAAGUUUAUUUAAGUUUGGUCUCGACUUGUGAGACUGGAUUUGGUAAAUGUGAAAUUAAGAACCUAUCUUGGAGCUAUUAAAAUUGAAUAUCAUAGAAUACUUUUGAAACAUGUGCCUGACUAAAAGGUGUGGUUAGUUUUUAUAAAGGUGUAAUCUUAAUAAUUAGAGAGCCUUCUAAAAGUGAAGAAGUCAUGAGUUAAAUAUAUUGUACGCUACAUGUAGCUAGUUUUAUUACCUUGUCCACUGGAAUUAUAUAUUUAUCUUGCCACAUUGGGGUAAUGGACAGGGAAUCUGGCAUUGAUGGGGAUGGCGAAUUGUGGGUUAACUCCCAACAUGAUACUGUAUCUGAUGAGGGAGUAUCGAAUGGAUAUGGCUACUGGCUCGAAUGUGCUCUAUUGGUGGAAUGCAGCUUCGAAUAUCACUCCCGUUGUUGCAGCUUUAAUGGCAGAUUCUUUUGUGGGUCGGUUUCAGAUGAUUAGCAUAGGAUGUGUUAUUAACCUUUUGGGAAUACUUCUGUUUUGGCUGACAACUAUUCUACCACAAGCAAGGCCACCUCCCUGCACUGAAGCAAACACCAUUUGCCCUUCUGCAUCAGUUCUCCAACUUCUGCUUUUAUACCUCUCCUUUAUCCUUGUAUCCAUUGGUUCGGGGGGAGUAAAAUCUUCUUCCUUGGCAUUUGGAAUUGAUCAGUUAAAGAAUAUCCAAAAGAAUGGGAGAGCAAUGGAAAGCUACUUUGGCUGUUAUUAUGCUGUUAACAUGGUAUCCGUUCUCGUUUCCAUGACUUGUUUGGUUUAUAUCCAAGAGAACAUGGGAUGGGAAAUUGGUUUUGGAAUCCUUGUUUUGCUUAUGCUAUUUGCUACAAUAUUCAUCCUCUUGGGUUCCCCAUUCUAUGUGAGGUCAAAGCCCAAAGGAAGCUUAAUCACGGGUUUAGUUCAAGUGAUUGUAGCUUUCUAUAGAAAGAGGAACCUCGUGAUACCAUCCGAUAAUGGAAAUCUUGUGGCAUACCAUCAACAAGGUACCAUGAUAUGCCCCCCAAGUGAAACACUAAGGUUUUUGAAUAAGGCAUGCAUUAUAGAAGAUCCCCAACAAGACAUAAAGUCAGAUGGGAAAGCAUCAAAUCCAUGGAGUCUUUGUACAAUAGAACAAGUAGAGGAGCUUAAAGCAUGCCUUAAGGUAAUCCCAAUAUGGGCCACUGGAGUUAUAAUGAACAUUAAUGUCAACCAAGGCACGUUCUCCACGCUUCAAGCGACAACCAUGAACCGCCACAUUGGAUCAUCAUCUACAAGCUUUCAAAUCCCCACUGGCUCGUUAGGCAUCUUCUCAUACGUCUCCAUCAUAACGUGGCUCGUGUUGGACGACAGAAUCAUUAGACGACAUCUCCAUUUCAGCCCGAAGGCGAGAAUGGGGUCGGGAAUCUUCCUCUCUUUCCUAUGCGUUGUGGCAUCCGCCUUGGUGGAGGCUUUCCGGCGGAACCUCGCAAUAAAGGAGGGAUUCUCCGACACUCCCGGGGGGAUUGUGGAUAUGUCUAUUCUCUGGAUCAUACCCCAAUCGUUUCUCGGGGGGGUUGCAGAAGGAAUAAACGCAGUUGCGCAGAACAGGUUUUACAUUUCGGAGUUCCCUCAAAGCAUGUGGAGCAUAGCUUCCAACUUUCUCGGACUAGGAAUGGCGGUGGCAAGUAUGCUUGCGAGCCUUCUGAUGAACCUCGUUAAUGAGGUUACUAAAGGUUGGGAAGGUGGGAGCUGGAUAUCGAGCAACAUAAAUAAGGGUCACUAUGACUACUACAAUUGGGUGCUUGCUGGAUUGAGUUUGGUCAAUCUUUUGCUUUUCUUCUUCUGCAGCCGUGCAUAUGGCCCCUGCCGGGAAGAGAGGAAGGUAAAGGGCAACAUUGAAGUAGAGUCUUAGUGACAAUCUUAGAGUGUUCAUAUACCACCGUAUAGCACAACUUGUCUUUUUUAUUGCUGUAUUGCAUCAUUUUGGUACCCUGAUAGAUAUAGAAUGAAACAAAUUAAUUACUCUGUACUUCGUAGUUAUCUGGUUAAAUUUCAUGGUCUCUAACUCCUCCUAGCAGUAAAUAUUGUUGUAAAUUCUGGCAAACCUCUGGGCUCAGAGCCUCAGACGAGGGGUUAUGAUAGGGUCUCAAAGUUGCUCUGGCGGAGCGCAACUGCGAGGGGAUGAGGGGUGGCCCCUGCAAAGUUUUUGUUCCCUGUUGUUCCUGUGGAGUUUAACAACC